AUGGACCACUUCUUGGGUUUCGGUCGACCCCAGGCAGUGGUGGCGGUUGCCGCCCCUGCCUCUUCCGUACCAGCUCCAGUCGUCCUGGCUCCGUCGUCACCGUCGUCGCCGUCCGUAGCAGUGCUUUCGUCCACGUCUAGUGCCCAGUUUGUGUUCACGUCGAGACAUGACGGCCCGACCCCUGUCGACGACGAUGACGACAGAGACAGCUGCAUUUAUGACCCCAAGCUGGAGAACGAGAAGCAGAUUCCAAUGAGCAAGUCGGCCGCGGACGUGCGUGCGAGCCCCGGGGACGGGAGCAGCUACGUGUACGAGAAGCACUACUUUAGGUCGAUCUCGUCAAUGGCGAGCAAGCGCAUCCCGGUACCGGGCGUCAUUGAAGCCAAGAUCAAGACGCUAACCUCCUAUUUAAAGUCGGUCUCUGCCGGCAUUCGACGUCGCAGCACGGCUUUUGACCGCGCACAGGCGUACUACCGCAAGUCCGUGCCGACCCCCGCAGCUAUUCGCACCAAGUUGAACGUUAUCGUAACAAGGCAUAGCAGUGGCGAGCUACAACCGACCACGCUGUCUUGGGAAGACAUUGAUGAAGACGGGUCCAUGAGCUUUGGUGAUUCCACCGGGGCCAUGUCCGCCGCCCCUGUGUCGAGGAAACGAGGCCUUCCAACCGAGAUCUACUGUGGCGCUGAAAUCCGUCAAAUCUGCUCUCGCUGUGCUGUGCCAGAUCGGCAUCUUGAUCAGGUUGUACAGAUCGUCAAGUCGUCGUUCGGCACGCCAGGGUUUGAUGUGAUUGCGCUCGAGGAGUUGAUGCCAGGAAAUGUGGUCGUGUGCGUGGGCAUGCUGAUCUUUGUGAGCAUCGAUGGUGGCGAAGAGUUCUUGGACCUGAGCGUUCUGCCGAGUUUCUUGAGGCAUAUUCAGGAGCGCUACGACGAUAGUAUGCCGUUCCACAAUGCCACUCACGCCGCGGACGUGAUGCAUACGCUUUUCAUGUUGCUGUGGAAUACACGUUUGGGCGAGAAGAUCUCGCACCACAACAAGAUUGGCGCGCUUUUGGCAGCGGUCAUGCACGACGUAGAGCACGUUGGCUUGACCAAUGACUUUUUAAUCAAGACUGGCCACCCUAUCGCACGGAAGUACCCUACAAAGGCCCCGAUGGAGUCCAAGCACAUGGACCUGGCUUUGCAGGCAGUCGUCGACCCUGAGUUUGGCAUCCUGUCCAAGAUGACGCCGGUCUACCAAAACGAGGUACUCGACGUCGUCCGUGAAACCAUCUCCGCGACAGCUCUUAUUUAUCAGCCUGAGCUGCUCGCUGAAGUGAACAACACGACGGCGGACGAGUGGAAGAUGCUCGAGGAAGAGGACACAGUAUUGCCUCAGGGCUUGCAAGUGCGUGCGCUGCGCAUCGCCAUGCACGUGAGCGACAUCAGCCAGACGAUGAAGCCCUUCACAAACCACCAGAAGUGGGUAUUCCGCCUCAACGACGAGCACUACAAGCAGGGCGAGCUGGACAAGCGCGAGCAGUGGCGGGUCAGUCCGUGGUUUUGUUUCCGUGACUUGUGGACGUACGAGAAGUUCCUGGGUAGUCAGGUGUGCUUUCUCAAAGAGAUGGCGCUCCCGGCGGUCGUAGCACUGAAUGGCAUCCCCUGGCUAGACGUGAACGAGCUCGUGAACGGUAUUGAGAACAACAUUGCCGAGUGGGAUCGGCAGGAAGCUGCCGCUACUCACUGA
Hyaloperonospora brassicae is the source of this 1725-nucleotide messenger RNA. The record is from the annotation of a GenBank genome assembly. Lineage: Eukaryota; Oomycota; Peronosporomycetes; Peronosporales; Peronosporaceae.